AACACACACACACAUACACUUUUCAAGAGCGUAUAUGAAAAGCAGUAGUGGGGGGGUUAAAGAUAUUUUUUAAGGUUAUGAUUGUUAGACUGGCAUGAUUUGAAGUUUAUCAUGUGUCUUUCUUUUUUGAUAUUUUAAAUGAAAAGGAAAAUAAAAAUGGACAGCAGCGAGGAGUUACCCAAUAAAUUGGCCCUUGUUGAACGAAAUAUCGCACCUCAAGGUAUACCACUGGUGGAUCCAAAUGCUACAAGUAAAUCAUCAAAGGGAGACUUGGUUGCAUUAGCAAGAGAAAUAGAAAAAGCUGACAGUUUUGUCAAAGCUAACGCAUACAAUAAGUUGGAAGUUAUUACAGAACAAAUGAGAUUUCUUCGUAAACAAGCUGAAAAUAUUUUAUUAGAAAUUGAUAGGAAUAUGAAAUUAAAUCACGUUGCUUGUAAUUUCGUAAAAGUACCUGGCCAAGUAUAUCAUUUAUAUGAACGUGAAUCUGGUCAAUGUUAUUUUUCUAGAAUUAGUCCACAAGAAUGGGGUACUUCAGGCCCAUCUCAAACUUAUAAAGGAUCAUACAGACUAGAAGAGGAUCAUUCGUGGACACCUUUUUCCAAUAUUCAUGAUAAAGAUAAUGAAUUCAAUAUUUUUAAUAAACUCUUAGCGGAUAAUAAGCAAUUAAGUAGUAGUUUGCAAACACUUUCUAUUAAAAUAAAAGAUUGAUAACAACAACAUAAAAUACAUAAAUAAUUACAAAUCAUAGUUAAUUCAACAAAGCAGAAUUUAUUUGAAACUUAUAUUAUUCAAUAAAAGU
Polistes dominula (European paper wasp) is the source of this 799-nucleotide messenger RNA. RefSeq lists its product as uncharacterized. NCBI's taxonomy places the organism in Eukaryota, Metazoa, Arthropoda, Insecta, Hymenoptera, Vespidae. The record is from RefSeq and is a predicted model, not a curated record.